UCAAACCGCAGGCACGCCACCACCCAUCCCCCCGUUUUAAGGCCCCAAACCCUCUCGAAUCCGCCCCCCUCCUGCGCCGUCGUCCUCCUCCUCCUCCUCGCCUCCCCGCGGCCACACCUCGACUCGCUCCCUCGAGUAGAUCAUCUGUUCCAUCCUUUUGAGGCGAGAUGGCGGCUACCUUCAAUGUUAACGCUGAGGCAGGCCUUAAAAAGCUUGAUGGCUACCUUCUGUCUCGCAGUUACAUCUCUGGAUACCAAGCUUCCAAGGAUGACUUGGCUGUGUAUUCUGAAUUCUCAGUUGCUCCACCAUCAACUUGCACCAAUGUUGCAAGGUGGUACAAUCACAUUGAUGCACUCCUGAAGCUGAGUGGAGUUACUGCCCCUGGUCAAGGUGUGAAGGUUCUGUCAUCAGUUGUCCCUGAGACCUCAACUACUGAUGUGGCUGAGGCUCCUGCAGCUGAUGAUGACGAUGACAGCGAUGUUGACCUUUUUGGAGAGGAAACCGAAGAGGAGAAGAAGGCAGCUGAAGAGCGUGCUGCCAAAGCUAAGGCUUCUACCAAGAAGAAAGAAUCUGGCAAGUCAUCAGUUUUGCUUGAUGUUAAGCCAUGGGACGAUGAGACUGACAUGGUCAAGCUGGAGGAAGCUGUCCGAAGCAUCAAGAUGGAGGGCCUUCUGUGGGGUGCUUCCAAGCUCAUGCCAGUUGGAUAUGGCAUCAAGAAGCUCCAGAUUAUGAUGACCAUCAUUGAUGACCUCGUCUCUGUCGACACUCUUAUUGAAGACCAUCUCUGCGUUGAACCAGCCAACGAGUACAUCCAGAGCUGUGACAUUGUUGCCUUCAACAAAAUCUAAAUCUUCCUGAGGCAGGUGAUGGCGUUGGGUUGGACAAUGCAGCAGCACAAUAUAUCUACAGUUUUCCGUUGCCGUGAUGGUGUCGUAGCUAAAGCAAGCAUAACAUAUCUGCCCUGUGAGGUUUUUGGACCUUAGGUCGAGUUGAGUCGUAGUGUUAUUACUGAGUGUUAUUUGCUUCGUAUGAAAUGAGACAAUGUGGUUGGAUUCCUGUUGCUAUUCUCUUUCUCUGCCGUCUUCAUCGCAGCUACCUACUUCUGUGUACUCGCCUACUUUCUCCCUUAACAGAUGCAUGGACGCUGGAGCUGUUUUGUCGUUUGAA
Triticum dicoccoides is the source of this 1167-nucleotide messenger RNA. Its product is annotated as elongation factor 1-delta 1-like. Gene Ontology annotation, cellular component: cytosol; eukaryotic translation elongation factor 1 complex. The coding region runs from base 168 to 848 and encodes 226 amino acids. Gene Ontology annotation, molecular function: guanyl-nucleotide exchange factor activity; translation elongation factor activity. The transcript has 8 exons. Gene Ontology annotation, biological process: translational elongation. Lineage: Eukaryota; Viridiplantae; Streptophyta; Magnoliopsida; Poales; Poaceae. The record is from RefSeq and is a predicted model, not a curated record.